This is a messenger RNA of Seriola aureovittata, 2128 nucleotides long. RefSeq names its product B-cell receptor CD22-like. Lineage: Eukaryota; Metazoa; Chordata; Actinopteri; Carangiformes; Carangidae. The coding region runs from base 414 to 1703 and encodes 429 amino acids. The transcript has 9 exons. The record is from RefSeq and is a predicted model, not a curated record.
AUCAUCUCAUCGUGUUACACAAAAACCAUAAAAUUUCACAGUGCAAACUGAAAUGAAAAUGCUUUGACCACAACAAAGCAUCAUCAUCCUGGCAGGCAUAUGUGCACAGGAUAAGGGUUUUCUAUACAGAGGGGCUGGUUUCAUAUUCUGCACAUUCAAAUAGAAAGAAUUGAAGCGGCAUGCUGAGCCUGCGGUUUAGGUGACCUGAUUUCACGGCCUGAGAACUUGAGUGUUAAGGCAACCCAAGGCCUUAUUGUAUCAUUUAAGGAAACUGAGUUGACAGUAUGUAAAAAGCAGAUGAACAAGAAGAGAGGACACAUUCCCCAAGUAUUUUUUAGUUGAAAACAUUCACUGUGGCCUGCAGAUCUUACAGGCAUUUGAAAAGUGAGUAGAAUUUCUGGAAAAGUUUCAGCAUGCACCUUGAAUGCAGAAACCUAAGCUGGACAGUGAUGCUGCUAUCUCUAGCUGGUCUUUUCUGCAAUAGCUGGAAAGUGGAGUAUCAACAGCAAUGUAUUUGUGCAGUGAAAGGCUCUUCUGUUGUCAUCCCCUGUUCAUUUUACCAUCCUGCCAACCUGAGAGUGAAGAGAGUCACGUGGGGUCACGUCAAGUCUCGUCAUCUCAAGGGUCGUAUUGUUUUUUCUAGUAAUUUCAAAAAAGUCACCACAAGAUUUCAGUAUAUUGGUGACAACCAUCACGAUUGUUCUUUGAAAAUACACCAAGUCAAGCAUAAUGAUGCAGGAAAAUACAGCAUCAGAUUUAAUAGCAGAAUAAGCAGAUGGCCUGGUAAUGUUGGCCCAUCAUUAAAGGUGGUUGAUCUGAAGGCUGUGGUGACGAAAACAAAUGGAAACAGAACAAUGAAAGAAGGCGACUCUGUGAAUCUGACCUGCAUAAACAGCUGUGAUGGUGGUGACCUCUCAUCUGCUAUCACCUGGUUUAAGAAUGGAAAACUCCUAAAUCAACAAUCUGUACUUUUUUUAAAUAAAAUUUCCUCCACAAACUCUGGGAACUACACUUGUUCCCUAAGAACACAUGAAGGAGCGACUUCAGGAGUCAUAAGUCUUGAUGUUGAAUAUGGCCCUAAGAACACAUCAGUGUCUGUAAGACCAUCCACAGAGAAAGACACUGGCAGCAACAUCACCCUGAUCUGCAGUAGCCAUGCAAACCCCCCAGUGGAGAAUUAUACCUGGUUUAAAAUAUGUGGUGGUGAUAUUGUGGAUGUUGGACACCAGCCUGUGUUUUUUCCUGGUGAAAGCGGCCAGUAUUUAUGCAGCGUCUCAAACAAACAUGGAAGUCAAAACUCCUCUGCGGUGCAGAUUCCAUCACAUUGGGCAACAUUUACCAGAGAUGUACUUGUCAUUGCUACUGUUGCUACUGUUGCUAUGGUUGCUAUGCUUCUGACUGUGACCACUGUUAUUGUCGUCAAAAGACUCAACAAUAAGACGACUUGGUUUCCAAAGACAGACUGUGAGGAGAACACACAGGUGGCACAGUAUACAGACUAUGUCAACUGGUUUAUCUGUGACCACAACCAAGCACAAGUGGAAAGUCAGUGUGAGGGAGGAACAACAGAACUCGUCUACGCAUCUGUUCACUUCCACAAUAAAAGAAAGUCAAACAUGGACUCCCAUAAUGAUGAAGAUGUGAUUUACAGCACAGUGUGCAGGACCCAACUGUUGAAGACUUCACAUAUUGAACCUCUGUAAUUUCCCAAAAAACAAUCAGUUUUGUGCAGUAAUACAUUUUUUCAGGUUAUUUGCUUUAUAAUCUUUUGUUUUAUUUUCUUACAAAUCAUUACAGUAAAGAUAGUAAUCCAGACAAUAGGAAAAACAUGAAAAAUAUCAAAAACAGACAUCUUCAACUUAACACUAAUACUUGAAAUGAAAUGGUAUGAAACUGACCAUUGAAACAUGCAAAAUAAAGUAUUCCAGCAACUUCCUACCACGAUAUGAAUCUGUAAAAGUGAUACACGUCUUUGAUAUGCUUUAUUUUCCCACUGUUGCAAUGGUUUUUCCAGCUGUGUGUUUAUGAGAUUUCAUAAAUCUUCCUCAGUCUAGUGUGUGCCAUUUAAUUGUUCAAGUCGUGCCAAAACAAUGGAGAGUCUGACACCCUACUGACACAUUUUCACAUG